This is a messenger RNA of Psilocybe cubensis, 981 nucleotides long. RefSeq lists its product as uncharacterized. The transcript has 6 exons. The record is from RefSeq and is a predicted model, not a curated record. Gene Ontology annotation, molecular function: protein kinase activity; ATP binding. Gene Ontology annotation, biological process: protein phosphorylation. Bases 1 to 981 code for a protein of 326 amino acids. NCBI's taxonomy places the organism in Eukaryota, Fungi, Basidiomycota, Agaricomycetes, Agaricales, Agrocybaceae.
AUGGAUCUCGCCCUCGACGCCUAUACACUCACACCGAACGAGAUACAUCAAAUCUCCCAGCAUAAUGCAUAUGUCUCACCGUUUAAAACAAAGGCCAUCGCCAGCCAAUUUGACGAUUCGAAUGGCGAGGUCAUCCUUGUGUGCCCAACGAACGAUAAUACCACCCGUCUGAGACCGAUGCUCAUCGGGGGAACCUCGUCCAAGGCUCGGUGGGGAUCCAUCAACAAUAUACUCUUCAAGGUCAAAAGAUGGCAGAGUAUACCCCAUCAGAAUCUCAUUGCGAUUCAAGGUCUUUACGCCAGUCUCGAUGUGCCCCUGUUGACCCUUGUAUCAAAUCCUCCGAGACUCACUAUCAUCCAAUAUUUGUUGCAACAUCCAGAAUAUGAUCGACAUAAAGCGUGCGUGCAAGUUUCAGAAGGAUUGGAUUACCUACAUCGGCAUUCCAUCGUGCACGGAGCGAUCCGAGGCUCAAAUAUUCUCGUCAACCCAGACGGCACCUGUGUUCUCGGCGAGUUUUCCGCAGAGCACAUACCCACAGAAUCCACCCUGACACGGUACGCCAAUUGGAUAGCACCCGAACUUGUAUCGGCACAGCGAUUCAAAUCCUUCCUCAUUGAUAAUUACUACCACGACUACAACGGAGAGUACAAAAUGCCGAGUGAUAUUUUCGCCUUGGGAUGUACCGCUAUUGAAAUCUACACCGGCUCUCCUCCAGAUACUAUACGAAUCCCUUAUGACGAGGUUAAAACCCAUACUCAGCUAGCAGAUAUCCACCGAGAACCCACCCCACUAGAGGAGGCUCUAAUUCCGAAAAAUGUUAUGUCUGCUAUAACCAGCAUGCUUCAACUCGUCCCCAACAGGCGACCUCACUCGGGCAACGCUUUCAAGUGGCUCCAGCACCCGGAACGAAAACGCAUUACUGCCCGACCUCCGGUUUUAGCUAAAUCCAUGCUGUGGCAAGCAAUGCGGACAGAUAUCUAA